Messenger RNA from Bursaphelenchus okinawaensis, 7927 nucleotides. Lineage: Eukaryota; Metazoa; Nematoda; Chromadorea; Rhabditida; Aphelenchoididae. The record is from the annotation of a GenBank genome assembly.
AUGACUUCUGGUAAGUAUUUUCUUAUUUUUCUUCGAAUUUUAGGUUUGAAACUGAAGGGAUUUAGGCAGUUGAAUGUUGCUAAAAACAUAGACAGGGAAUUUUUAAGAAUAUGCGUUAAAAAUUUCAUAAAAUCGCCAAAACGCCUUAUAAUGGAUAUUGUUUUAGUUCAUCCAAUUGAGCCUACAAAUAACUCAACAAAAUACCGGAAUUAUGCCGCUUCGGUGGACAAAGCACUUAAGGCUUUUGAGUAUACGAAUGAUUGGGCGGAUUUGAUUGCCUCCCUGGGUAAACUAUGUAAAGUACGUUGAUAUUGACAUAAAAAUUUGGCAAAUAUCAAAUCUUGCUGUGUAAUUGAAUAUUUUCGAUAAAUUUAGGUAGUUCUGAUGGUUUUCUUGUGAAUUUUGGAUAAAUAUAGUUUUAGAAGAUUAUGUUUAAGUAAAAUACGCUUUCUUCUGUAACAGGUUGAUCAAAUUUAAGUUACAGAAACAAAAUUUAUAUUAACCAUGACAAGGUAAUCGAAUUUUUGAUAAUUUUGACAAGUUGAUUUAAAUCUUGACAUUCCAGGUGUUUCAAUCGAACGCCCGCUCUUUUAACGACAUUCCAAAAACGGUUACCGUGGCCAAACGUCUUUCACAAUGCUUACAUCCAGCUCUGCCUUCGGGUGUGCAUCUCAAAACCCUCGAUACCUACAAACAAGUGUUCACGGUUCUAGGUCAGUCUGACAAACUGGCCAGAUGUUUAUAUUUAUUCACGAUCGGUUUGUUCCCAUUAAUGGACAAUUGUGGCAUCAAAGUCAAGUUGGAGUUGAUGUCGGUGUUUGAAAAGUUUUUGUUGCCUUUGGGGCCUAAAAUACGACCGGCUUUACCCGGCUUCAUUGCUGCAAUAUUGUUUGCGUUGGAGGAAGGGACGGAUUUCUAUCUACCGGCUAUUGAAUUGUUGGAUCAGGUCAUGGAAACUGCUGGGCCUUUGUCAUUUUAUGCUUGUUUGUGGCAGGUAAGGGUUUUUGAUAAUUUUUGUGGUUUUUAGGUAUGAAAAGGAUUGGAUCUUAAUGUUUAUAUAAGAAAAUGGACAGAUUUAGUUAUUUAGGUAUUAAAAAAUGCGAUGUUUAGGUAUGAAAAAAUUGAAGUUUAGAGGAUUUAGAUUUGAAAACGGCUUUGUAAAUUUAUUUUUGGGGUUUUAUAAAGAAAAAUGGCAAAAACUUUCUUUACAGUGCAUAAAAUGGCAUGAACUUCCUUUACAUGAUACUUUUUGGCGAAAAACAAUAUUUUUAACUUUAGGCAGUUCGAGGCUCACCAUCAGUCCGACUACCAGCCUUAAUAUUUGUAAAUUACAAAAUCGACAAGCGGAAACCAAUAGACGAUCAACUAGCCAUAAUAUCCGGAGGCCAACUUCACGCCGACUACAUGACAGAUGCCUUGUGUGCAGUAGCCGAAGAUCCGGGCAACCCUCUAAUCCAGCGCAACCUUCUCGACUUUCUUUGCACUGCCAUUCCUCUAAACUCGGCUCACGUGGCUCAAUCUGACUUGGUCCAGAUCCUAAAGCGAUGUCUAUUCGUAGUGCUUCGUCGUGAUAUGAGCUUGAAUCGACGUCUCUAUCAAUGGCUUUUGAAUCGGCAAGCAGAUUCGGCUCAGCCGGCUUUAGGCGGAGCUGAAGAAUUGACUGAUCUCGAAUUCUUCCAUACCUACUCAAUCCCACUGAUUCGACUGGCUGUGGCCGACUUUCUACCUCAACAAACCGUGGAAUUGCUGGUGAAUUCGAGUGUUUUGCCGCUGAGUGACGGGUGGAAGGAUCAUAGGGUGAGUUAUAGUUUAGAGAAAUGAAAAAUAAAAUAAUUGGAAAAAAUGUUUUCGGUGAAAACAAAAUCUUUAAAACGCUUUUAAAUUGACUUUUUUCAAUAAAAUUUUUAUUUUAAAAUGGUGUUUUGAUGUUUUGAAGUUUCUUUUAUUCUGCAGCCUGCGGGUGACAUGUUAUACUAAUUUUUUUUAAAAGAUUUUUGACUUUAAAUGUAUAAAACUAGGGUUGUUUAUGACUUUGUUUGUAUUGUUUUGAAUUUUAAAACGGUAUGACGGGUAUAAAUACUAAUUUUUUAAUAAUUAUGUAGGUAUAGACUAAGCAAAAAAAUAUUUUUUGAUUUUCAAGACUUUUUGAAAUUUUAAUGUUUUUGUUUAGGAAAUUAAUUUUUAAAACUUUUAACACUGUUUUUACUCUGCUUUUUCAGAAUGUGCAAAUUCAAUUCACAGAAGUGCGGCUAUGUCGUUUAUUGCACUAUUUCCUGGAUCGGCCGGAACUCGGAACUCCAAUCCUUAACGAAACCCUACUAAUGUUCCUGGAAUAUGCAUGUCGAAGAGAUAGUGAGAUGGUGAGAGAACUGCAGACAUCUUGUGAACAAACUGACCCAUCUUUUUCGUUUGGUACACUUUGGGAGAGUUGGAGCCAGAAUGAUAAUGUUUUGAACGAGGAAGAGAAGGUAAGAUCUUUAAUGGGGUAUUGUGGUAGGGGAAGGCUAAAUAAUGUUGUUAUUGGGUUGAGUUUGGGGUCUGCAGGCCGCGGGUGACAUGUUAUACGAUAGUUGUACAAUUUAUGUUUCUACGUGUUUUUUGGGUUUAUCUGUAUUAUAUGAGUACAUUGUUGUUAAAAUAGUACUAUAAAGUUGUAUAAAGGCAAAUUUAAACGUACUUUUUUAGGAACGACGUCUCGACGAGAUCAAGAAGAACUUUAACUCAUUAUUAACAUCACUAGAGCCCAAUUUCCUGUGGGAUUACCUGGGAGACUUGUUUGUAAAGCUCCUCGAACCCCCACCCUUCAAAACAGAUCUAACCGACGAAGAAGAAGCCUCAUUAACAAUUGAAGAACGAGAGAAACGUCAGUUCGAAGAAGCGAAACGAAGAGAACACCUCAUGCUAUACCCACUGAUGAUCGUGUUUUGUGUACAGAAUGUGAGACUAGAUGCACAUGAAGAUAUCAGGAACAGACAUAUCUCAUCACUACUAAAACGGAUUCUGGAUGCGAUUAAUGAAAAAGGCUGUGAAAAGUUUUCCAGGGAUAAUGUUGUAGCUUUACUCUGUGUUUGCCGACGAUUGUUGGCCGAAAUUGGUCAGAAUGCUGCCUUGUUGGAGCCGGAAUGUAAGGAUAUGUGAAGAUAUUGAUGUUGGGAAGACUUUUCUUUAGUUUGAGAUUGAAAAAAAUUUAAUUUUACUAGGAUUUUGAAGCUUUUUUUGAAAUUUUGAUCAAACACCUACCCAAAAAUUCAAUUUUUUGCUAAAAACGGUACAAAAUUUUAAUUUUUUCUUAGAUUUUUGGUUUUACUGCUAAAUUAUGAUUUUUAUUGUACUGUAACUAUGUGGUAAAGCUUGUUCUAUUAUAAAGAAAGCAUGCAAAGUGAUUUGUGGUUGUUUUAGCAUCAACAACAAUCGAAAAAGAAACGGAUGAAAAGGAGGAACAAGAAGAGAAUGAACGGAAAGGCCUGUCACCAACUGCAAUUCGCAAAAAAGUCGAAGGUAGAUGUUGUGAAGGUUAUAUUAGGUUUUAAAUAACUCUGCGCCUCUUUACUCUGAACACUUAUUUAGAGGGGCGCAGAAAUUUUUGAACUACCUAGUAUAUGUUAUAUAUGUAGUGUUGUGAAUAGACAUAUAGAUUUUGUUUGGGAAAUUGAUGUUGUUGGUGUUGUAAAAGGUCAUUUGGCUUGUUUUUGGCAGACAUUAGUUUAGAAAUGGCGUUUUAUUGUUGAAAAGGGGGAGAAAAUGGCGUUUUUGAAGGAGAAUUGUGGUUGGAAUACCUGUUUUCAGGUGCAUUUUUUGUUGUAAAAGACUUUUUUUAGUUAAUUAGGAUUUACAAGAACUUGGUUUUAGCUAGAUCAUGUGUUUAAAAUGAUGUUUUAAGGCUAAAGACUUGCAAAAAAUUUGGUUUUUUUACGAAAAUUGUGGAAAAAAUGGCCAUUUUUUGUCGAAAAUUAUCUAAAACAAGCUGUUAUUAAGCUAAAAAUAAAAGAAAAUGGUAACCAAUGAGAAAAAUGAUAUCUCUUAUUUAAGUUUCAAAAAUUUUACAUUUUCAGACCAAAAAGUAGUGGAAGACUGCUCAGAAUCAUGCCGAAACCUGACGGUAAAAAUAUGCAAAUGGUAUGUGAGAGGAAGAGAUCGUGACAAAACUGGCGUUCUAACAGCAGCUCUUCAUUUACUCAAGGAUUUUGCCGAGUUCCCAUUUGUGGUGUUUGAUCCGGAGAAUGGUAAGGGUGGAUAUUGUUUUAGGUUGUGAUAAUAAGCGUAAAAGGAAGUAUUUUAUUAGUUUACAUAGUGAUGAAAUUAAAAUAUUGUUUUAGAUAGUAUAAAAGGGGUUAACAAGUUUUAUUUUAUUUUUAACGUUUAAGAAAUUACGAUUUGCGAUAGUACUUGACUAUUUUUUGGUUCUGCAGCCUGCGGAAGACAAGUUAUACGAUUGAACUUGUUUUUGAAAAAUUGGUUUUUUUGUGAAUUUAAGAAUAAAUCUUGUUGAUAUAUAAAUGAAUAGCUAAAUAUUAAGAAAAUUAGCUAUUAUUUAUUUUGGGGGACAACUUAUACGGUAAAACCUGUUUUUUGAAAAAGUUAAAAUUUUACCAAAUUUUUGAAAAAAAUGGUGGUCUUGAUUUUUAAAGCAUAUGAAAUGAAAACAGAAGUGAUUUUGCUUUAAAAGUUUUUCUAAUCUUACUAUUUACAGCCAAUAUCACUCGAAACUCACGCUACUCAAACGCCGACUUCUCACCAUGGCUCGAAGCUCUACUAGAAGUUUUCGAUGCCGACGAAUGGACAAAAUUCAUUCAACGACAAAACAUCGAUGAAUCAAACUUAAAAAUGGAAACAAUUCAAGAUUUUGAAAUACGAGCCAAGCUUCUGGAUAUCAUGAUUCAGAUAGCGGUGAGGACGGCUUCAAUUCUGGAGCAAUGGUACGUGUAUCACGGCCGGAUUCCGAGGAAUUCAUACAUUGCGGUGGAGAAAAAGUGAGUUUUUUAUUAGGGUGUAUAAAAAAGGUUGAGCUACUUCGAUUUCAGAAAAAUAGCUCGAUCUUUUUUAUACAACAUUAUUUCAGGAAAUCCCCUGAAAAUGACGAAAGCCUCGAUUUUUUUACGAUUUUAAUAAUGAUAUGCUAAUUUCCAGGCCAGAAAAAUCGACCCAAACCUUCCUCUUGAAGCCCUACAUUCCAGAAGCCGAAGCCCAGAAGCUGGAAGAGAUCAACUUCUACAGAAAGGCCGCCUUCAUCCUCUGGAGCCAUCUCGAAGAACAAUCUCCAAACACAAAUUCUUUGAUCGUAUCACGCCUUCUGAUGCGACUACACUCUCGAAAGUCUCAAGAUCGAUCCAGUGAAGUGGAGGAUAUCAUAGUACAUGACCUGACUUCAAACAACAAACUCAUAAGCCUAAGAGCGGCCGUCAAGUUCUGGGUAAUGUGGGGCUUGAAUCGAGAUCAAGACGAAGCAUUAACUGCUGAUUCUUCUCCGCCAAAGCCGUUGAACAAAGUCAUCAUGGUGUUCUUAGGAUUCAUGGCUUACGAGAAUAAGAAUGUAGAAGUGAGGGAUGUGGCAUAUGCCUGGUUUAGUGAAUGUGCAGAGUGUGGGGAUCUACACAAGAUCUUGCAGGUGAGAAUUGGGGUUUUACUGGGUUGGGGCAGUAUAUUGUAGUGGAUAGAAGCAUGUUUUUAUAAAUUAGUAUUACUCUUUUUAAAUGUUGUUUAUGCUUUUACUGGUCUUGGGGAUUAUAUUGUUGUAGAUAGGAACAUAUUUUCUUAAUUUUAAAAUAAGGAUAUCAAUUUCAGAUGUUGUUCAUGAUGCUCCUAACCCCAGCCUCAGCUCGAGUAUCAGUCCAAUUCGUUCAAAUCGACAACCGCUUAACCAAACACCAACUACCUUCACUACCAGAAGAAACGAAUGCUGUCAGUCUAACUACAGUAUCAGGCAAACAGACCUUCCACCACGUUUGUCGCGAUAUUGAUGUACCUCUAGACGACCGGACUUCGUGCUCAGCCACAGCACCAUGGAACAACUUUCAGUACCUGGAUUGUACUCAACAAGAACAAUGGGUUCAAGACCUGAAGAACAAGUUGUUAAUGCCUGCGGUAGCGGAUCCAGUAGCUCACGAUCUAACCAUCUUUUCGCAACGACCAUGGCAGAGCUUUUACCCUCAAACUCCAGGUGAUUUGGAUGAGACAAACUUCCUCGACGCUUCGACUUCUGGUCGACCAAGAACUCCAACUCAAACCGACAACUUUCAGAGCUCAUUCAAGCCGGAAUCGACCGGUAAAUCAUCGACUUUCACUCCGGCUCACAAGAGGACGGUGUCGGAUAUUCCACAGUUUGAUCAGGACGCGGAGAGUAUUGGUGAGUUUGUUAUGUUAUUAGGCUGCUCAAAUAAUUCGGUGCUCUUUAACUUAGAAAAUUAUUUGAGAGAGGGCACGACAUUAUUUGAACAACCUAAUAACAUUUUUUUAUUAUAUUAUAGUAGGUAAUCACUCAAAAUGAUUAUAAUUCAAUAAUUGAUGACAUUUUGAAUCAUAUUGUAGUAAGUGAUAUAUAAAAAUAAAAAAUGAAUCUCAAUGUCCUUCUAGGCAGCAUGAGCCUAGACGAAUCCAUCGACCAAGAAGUCUGCGAACUCAUCCAACAAAUCGUCGACCAGAUCUGCGACGACGAACUCAACCAAUCCGACCUCCAGCGACGCCUCGAAGAGGAUUCUGAAGCCGAAUCCGAGCCCGAUCUCCAACGAAAACCCGAGAAAUGCAAUGGAAUUGCACCAGACCUGGAGAGUAUCAAAGAAGACGACGUCGCCGGCCCAUUACCGACCGGUCUCAAGUCGCCAAAAGAACGAAAACACCUUUAUAUUAAGAAUGGCACACGAUCGGAAAAGGCUCUUAGUGAAAACGGAUCUAUCGCGGCUUCGACGGCUUCGGCUCCGGUUUUGAAUGCGAUUUCAAGGGUACCGGAUAGUAUAAAGAGAGUCAAGUACGGACAUAGAAGGCAGGAUUCGUUGCAGGAAACUAUUUUCAGUACGAGUACUCAGGAGUUGAGGUAAGGAUGUGGGGAUGUUGAAGAUGAAAAUUAGCUUUAAAAUUUGCUGAUAUAAAUUUAGGUGAUUAUAGGGGCAAAAUUGAUGAAAAAAUUAAUGAAGGUACAGAUUCUGAGCUCUUUCAUUAAUAAAAGUGCAGAUUCAUAACUUAUUUGUAAUUAAAGUACAUGUUUUAGCCGUUUGAACUUGAGUUUUACUUUUAAACUUAAUUUUUCCUAAAUUUCAGGCUUUUCGACCCAACCGAAUUGCCAAACCUAACCUCACCCGGUGAUGCCAAACAACCCCUCCUGGACGAAUCCCAUGCUCACAUGCUACUAUACGCAGAAAGCCCCCGAGUAGUAGACUUGGGCCGCGCAGAAGAGAUCUUCCGGAUCAUGAACGCUCUAUUAAGGAACAACACCGAGUCUAAACUAGGCAAAAUGAUUGUCGCCUGCAUGUUAUUCACCAACACAGCCCAACUACAACAAAACCCGGUCUCAUCGGCCGCAGCACAACAACUUCUGGACGCUUUGUCACGUCACUACAAACACAUCCAAGGCAAAGGCUUCUGGGGAGACGAUGAAUCCCCAAAAUCGGAAAAUGGAGAAAAAGCAAGAAACCCGACCUUCUUCGAAAUCUUCUGCACCAUACUGUUAUACUUUCUCCGCUCCUACUACCUCAACUCGCCCACAACCGCUGUCUCGAAACAGGACCUGGAACGGUCGAUAAAAUGCAAAAUCGUGGCAAUGGACUGCUUCAGUGAACUCCUGAAAGUAGUCAACGAACUGAUAAGGGAAUUCAAAUGCCGAGAGUUUGUCAACUUUGUACAACAAAGCUACCGAUUGAGUCGGACGCAGCGUGUGGUCAUUAGCUUGAUGUUAACCAUGGUACCAGCUCCACCGAAUCAAAAGUCAUGGAGGUAA